GUUUGGAACCAAGUUCAACCAACUCCUUAGUGUUUUACCGAAGGAACAAAGAAGAAGAUUGCCAGAGUGACAGUUUCUUGUUUACAAUUGAAUAUCGCCAUCUAGGAACUGAAUAUUAUACUAACAAACAGACCUCCCAAAUUUGAAAGUGCUUUCGCUGACCGAAUUUUAAAUGUGUUUUUAUAUGUUUAUUAUAGAUAACGAAAAUAGUUUGUAAGUAGUAUGGCAACAGCUGCCGUUGAUUCAGAUGUUGAAAGGAAUGGUGACCAAGAUGGAGACGGAGGCUCCACUAAUCCAACCCAGGACGAUAAAUUUGAAGGUAACCCAUCUGAAGAAACUGAAAAAAGAAAUCCAUCCACAAUUCCAAGAAGGCGAACUGAGAGAACUGUCAGGAUCACGGAAACAACUGAGCAGCUACAGGGUUUGGAUGAGUUGACAUUAUGCAUUAAUAGUGUGGAUGAUCAUGUUCAGGCUGGCUUGCAAGAACUCCGGAAUUGUGUUGCCAAUCUCCGGAAGGAGAGAACUGAAGUCCAUGAAAGAGUGGGCGGGGGGGGGACUUUAACAGAAGAAGUGCAUCAGAUGUCUGUGGAAAAAGACCAUUAUCAGCUGGCUGUAGAAGAGCUGCAACGGGAAGUAACUGUUCUGAGAGAGCAGUUAUGUAAUCAACAGCAGGAGCGAGAAGCUUUAUAUAAUAAACUGAGGGAUAUGGAAGAGAAGAAUGAGGAACACCUGAUUACUAUUGCAGGAAAGCAGCGGUCUCAGAGAGUAGCCCACAGGGCCUUUUCACGUUGGAGGAGGAAAAUCUUUAACAGGAAAAUGGAAUGUAGGGAACGAAUCCUCCUAUUGGAAGAGGAGAACAAAGACUUACGUGCUGAAUUACUGUUAUGUCAAGAAGCAGCCAAACAAGCCUUUCUAAGGAGUGCCAAUGCCCUCAACUCAGAAGCCUUAACAAUGUUCCAGGAUGCAGCAACACGGCGCUUAGGGUUUGAUGAAGGUUGUUCUCAAGGAAGUCAGUCCUCUCAAAAUUCCUCACCUUCUGGUUCACCUGGGCCAUGUUCACAUGUUAAUCGGAAAAAUAGUAAUGCUGGUGGGGGUGCUGCAACAACCAGUGGGAACAAUAAAGAAAACAUGGGAACAUAUAGAAGGACAGAUGAUAGAAGUAAACACACUGAAGGAAGAGCAGGAACAAGAAAUGAAGGUGCUUCUGGAAGUGAUGAUGAUAGAUCAUUCAUUGCCACCUAUGGUAGUGAUGAUCAGAGUAAUGUUCACACUUUCCAUGGAAAUUAUCCCUAUGUAGAUGAUACCCAGAGAGGGCAUAGUACCUAUGUAGGAAGGGGUGGUUAUGAAUCUGAUCCCCAUCACCUACCAGAUUCUAGGCCUUCAGGACUGUACCCUUAUGUCACAUCAGGUGAUCUAGGGGUUGGUGGUGCACAAAUUCCACCUCUGAACAGGACUGUGAACAUAUCUAGCUUUAACCCAGAUGCGCUUCAGCAGGAGUCAAGGGCUUAUCUUCAGCAGCUAAAGGAGGAAAGACGAAGGCGUCCUGACCCAGGAGCUAUAUCCAUGUUUGAAUCUCAAACCAAAGCUCAGAAAAUGGCUCCACCUCAAGUAGACCCCAAGCGAAAGAUAUGUUCUUGUAAGUCUCGCAAAACUACUGCUGAGUUCCAAGGACCUUACAGGUGCCCGUACUGUACACCUGUUCAAAAUUCAAAUUUUGGUCAUGCUAAGGAUGUGAAGAAAAGUUCAAACAUGACUCGCAGUAAUAUCCUUGCAGGUACAAAUAAGGAUAAGAAGAAAGUGCUUUACACACCUAGUGCAUCUACCAUUGUGAUAGAAAAACAUAUAACAAGAUAGGGAUUCUUUAGAUAUUAGUUUAUUUUAGCUGCAAGUUUAUUAUUUAAAUGUUGUUAUACUUUGCAACUUUGAAAAGUGUGAUGUAAUUUUUAGAGUGGAUGUUUGUUAAGGAAAUGUAUUUUUAAUGUGUAUUUAUUUUUAUUACUAAAUAUUUUAACUAA
Molecule: messenger RNA, 2015 nt
Organism: Macrobrachium nipponense
Lineage: Eukaryota; Metazoa; Arthropoda; Malacostraca; Decapoda; Palaemonidae
Exons: 8
Coding region: 223-1854 (543 amino acids)
Source: RefSeq, a predicted model, not a curated record